AUGAAUAAGGAUAUCAACCCCAUAUAAAUCACAAAACAUCAAUAUUCCCCGUCGGUUCAGAAAUAGGGUUUGCAAUCUCUGAAAUGGGUGGUUCCGAUUUGCAUAAUAUGUUCAUUGUGUAGCAUAGUAAUUGCAUACAUGUGGUACAGUUCUAAUGGAUUGACUGAAUAUUUGCUUUUGGGACUCAAUAAUGUAGCCAUAUUGAUUGUAUGCAUCUUCUCCUUUUAUUGGAGUUUAACAUUUCAAAUAGUGAGAGAUGUUAUUAAUCAGCAGGAGGGAUUCCCACUAUCAAGCAUACCUUAUUUUCAUUCUCUAUUCACAUAAAUACUCUGCGCAAUCUAAGCUGGCUUAGUAUUAGGCUUGAUUGAAUAUAACUCCUACAACCAAUUCAUAUUGAUACUCCCCUUGACUAUAAUAGAAAUAUUUCUACUGCUUUAUCUAGCUAAUGUGAGUAGAUAAUUCAAUAUUAGAGAGUACGGAGUUCAAAGAUUGAUCAUCUAUGCUACAUCUGCUAUUAAUCUAAUAUUUUUGGCAUUUGCAGCAUAUUACCUCAAAAAAGUUAUCUCUUAAAUUAAUUAUUAAAUGUAUUAGGUUUCAAGUACUAACAUUGAAAUUUCAUUCAUCAAAAUAAUUCUAUUGGUUUUCUUUAUAUUGACUAUCCUUGUUGCAACAUUUAAUGUCAAGAAAAUUAAAGUGUUUUUUGUUACCAUAAGCUACAUUAUUGUUGGUCUAUGCAUCAUGGCAGCAUGUGUAAAUGGUUUGUUAGUCAGAAGAAUCCAAUCCCUAAAUUUAGAAUUAUCUUCACCCAAUGGAUGUAGAUUUGCAAUGUAGACAAUAUCUGAGACAAGUUUAAAAGAUGAAUUAUAAUGCUCAUAAAAAUACUUAAAUUUGGAUCUAUCACCAUAUUUGCCUUGUGAUUAAGAUCAACAAACUUACGAAUGGGAAUCGAAUUCCAAUAUUAAACUGGGAUGCGUUAAUUUAUAAUGUUGCAAAGCCGUUUAAAAUUAUCUAUUCAGUCCAAUUAAUAGUCUUACCAUUUGGAUUAAUUUAAUCAUCAUGAUUGGAUUAGUCUAGUCCUUUAAUGCGGCAAUACUAUCAGAGAGCACAUUCAAAAAAUACAAAAUGCACAUUGUUGGAGAUGGAGUAGUCUUUAUUAUUCUACUAAUCCUGGCUAUUCUUACUGUGUGCACUUACAAUUUCACUCCUGAUCUCCAAAUAGGAAUUUAACAUGCUCUUGUUAAAGAAUAAUCUGUAUUAAAUUAAAUUACUAUUUUGCCUACUCCUGUAUAUAAGAACUUUGAUAAAUAAGAGAAGCUUAUUGGAUUCCAUAAUUUAUAAAGUUGUCAGCAAAUUACUGCGGUGAUGUUACAAAAAAUAACUUUUUCAUCCGAUAAUAAUUAGAAGGGAAUUAUUUUAGCAAUUUAAGGCACAAAUGGGUAAUUUACUAUUCUUAACGAAGUAAACUAAUAGGAUUUGUCAAUUAUUGUUGAUAAUGAUAUAACAAAAGAAUUUUUCUAACCCUAAACAUUACCAUUUGAUAGGAUAUUGAUAAAAGGGAAAAUAGAGGAGGCAGAGAAUUUUAUCAAUAAUAAUUUAUAUUUCUGUUCAGACAAUCCUUUGUCUGCAGAUUUUGAAAUCUUAAAAGAGUUUUAUGAAAUUCAAAAAAAAAGAAUUUUAGAAGGAGUAUCAAAAGAUGCACAAAAAUAUGCUGAUUAGGCAUUCAAAUUUUACAAUAUUAAAAUCGUCAUCGAAGAUGCAACCAAUUUUUAACCAAUUUAAAAUAGUUAAAUUGAAAUAUAUGAUGGAAAAUUCUUGUCGUAAUCUUGCUAAAUUAUAAAAUAAUUGGAAAGUAACCUAUAUGAAUUAACAACUGAUGAGAAUGGGAGUGUUACUUUAAACAACCUCAGUUAAGGUAAUUCUUAUACAAUAAUGAUAUACAAGCCAAAUUACAAAAGGACAUGCUCAGUUUUGGAUUUAUAGAGAAGAAUACCAAAAACUAAUUAUAUAUUUCGAUUGACUAGUAGUAUUCAAAAACAUUCUGUAAGAGUUAUCUUAGAAUGGUCAUCAAAAUCAUUAAAUCUUGAUUUGUAUGGUAUUUUCAAAGUGAAUGAACACAGUUGUUUAACAGGACCUUUGUCGAAAAGUUGUGGUGGAAUGGAACACAUCUCAAUUUCAAAGGAAGAUCAACACAUUGAGAUAUUGGAUAUCACCCAAUUGGAACCUUAUAGAUACACCUUAUUUGUGAAAAGAUUUUUAACUCGAUAGGAGUCAUUAGAUCUGUUAUCAAAGUCGGGGAUUAAUCAAGAUUGGAUAGAUUCCGAUCCUCAUAUAACUGUAUAUUUAAAUGAAUUGAAAUACCCUUUGGUAGAAUUUCGAUUACCAUAAAUAACUAAUUAAUAAAUGGAUAGAGUGGAUAUGACUUGGAUGGUGUUUUAAAUUGAUGGUAUUCAAUCCGAUGCUCCGAAUUCCAUACAGAAGAUGACUUCAGAAAUUUCAAAUGAUGAAAUCAAAACGAAUACUUCAUUUAAAAAAUCAUAUUGGCCAAAUAUCUGA
Molecule: messenger RNA, 2553 nt
Organism: Paramecium tetraurelia
Lineage: Eukaryota; Ciliophora; Oligohymenophorea; Peniculida; Parameciidae
Exons: 8
Source: RefSeq, a predicted model, not a curated record